UCGCUGAGUGCGGCGGUGGUUACCGCUCUCCGGACUUCGAGCAGCGGUGGCGCCCGGCGUACUAUCUUCUCUCAUCCACUGUUGCUCCUGCUCACUCAUCCCGGAACUGCGAGAGUGGAAAAGCGCGCGCUAUUGUGCCCGAAGAAGACACGUGGCACACCUACUCGAUACGGGGCCACCGGCAUCGCAAGGUGACAGCUGUGUGUAGUAGCCUGCUGCUCAAGAGGACGUUUCCUAGCGUUCAGCUUAUUUGCAAGUUCUUCCCAACUUCCAUCAAUUACGUGCAAAGUUCAUGAGCAUACACACAGGAUAUGAGAAGGGUGCUGAUGAUCUUCGUGCGAAGGACGAGGAAUAUCUUUUCAAGUUUCCACGUAUUUCUAGGCACUGACAGUUGAAUGCUAAGCUGUGUCCGCUCGUAAACUUGGAGUCAAUUUCUGUUGCAUUAAAUUUUCUCCUUUUUGGUAGAUCAGUCCUUUUUAUUUUGCAUGGGAUAACUUUGUAACCGGUUACCACGCUCAGGUUUAGCACUACCAAAUAUCAAGACCGAUUGCCAUAAAAACAAGCUUUGGGGCAUGCCAGCUCUAGGUGAUAUGCCAGUUCUAGAUAAUGUAGAGGGUUUCGCGGUGCGCAGUUCAUUCGUCGCGUUUUUCAAGGGUAUAAUCCCGAAAGGCCUUAAAGAAUACUGCAAGGCUUUUAUGGUAGUGUGAAAACGAAAGAUAAGUUGAGAAACCGAUCACACUAUACGUGGUUCAGAAGAAAACCAAUUUCAGAGGAGUUAAUUCAUCCUUUCCCCAGCACUUGCUGAACACCAUGCGUACUGACUUAAUGUCGGAAGCAACUUUUCAAAGGGGCUUGGUGGCAGGAUGACUUCGAUAUACGAAGUACGCUUUGAAGACAGGUAAAAUAUUUUUUUUCUUUUAGCAGUUGCCUAUACAUCGUACCAAACCAGUUACUGCAUCAUCUCUGCUACGCGACAGUUCUAAAAGCAUUCAAAUCGUUCAGUAGACUAAGUGUAAGAAUGACAAGGACUCAGACUCCGGUAGUUUUUCGAACUACUUUUUGUGAAGAUUUCGCAACUCUUUCCUCAUCCUGUGCAGCGAAAGCCUCGUAAUGACUGUAAAUACAGUGGUCAAGAGCUGGCUUGGCGUCGUCGCAGUAUAAAACUGAGGGUUAGCAUCUAUAAACAUCUUCAAAACUGUCCAGCGUAUUUUGACAUCAUCCUCAAUGCUGUCAGGUGCUUGACUACUUCUGUACGUUUGUUUAGUAUAUAGCAUGGGAACUGAGAACGCAAAAAAACGUGUGAUAACACGCAUUUUGGAGAAUAGACUGAUCAUACAGAUAUCAUAAUGUCACCGACGACUGGGUCAUGGCAAAGCGCGACUUCGUGCACUGCGGCGUGCACCCGAAUUCCGAAACUCGUGAGGUUGCCAAUGAUACGGUGGUCUGGCCAUGGUUUGGUGCUGGUGACAAUGCUAUUGUCGGUGUUACUGCUGCCUAGCCUUCUGCCGCAACACCCUACUGCUGCAGUAGGACUGCCUCUUUCUACGGAGUCGACGAGCUGGCUUGCCAGGAUCCGUAGGGACGAGAGCGAAGGAAUCGAGAACAGACAUCGCACCGCAAGUGUAGGCUUUUACAUCGGUGACCCGUGCAACCAGACAUGCAGCAACGUCCUGUACCACGUCUUCUGCAACCUCACCUCCCGGCGCUGCGAGUGCAGGCUGGAGUAUCCAGUCAACGUUAACAAUCGACAGUGCGUCAAAGCCUCGUCGCUGGGCGGCCACUGUGACCAUGACGAGGCCUGCGCCUACUCGGUGGCGCACUCGUCAUGCCAGGAGAACGAGUGUCGCUGCAUCGACGGACACGCUGCCGAUUCUCAAUCCACAAAGUGUACACCGUCCCGUGGUGUGGCCAUCUUGGAGAGCACCGAGCUCACAACCAUUGUGAGCGUCGCCGUGUCGCUGAUGCUCUUCACUGCUCUCUUCUGCCUCGUCCUUAGGUUCUGUCGCAAGGCCCGCUCCCGUGCUUCCGACCGCAACAGAACGGGCGAGGCAACUUCACAAAGUCCCGACGCUGUGGUGGUUGGCUCUGAGGAGGAAUCGCAGGGCAAAAGCGGCGAUCCCGCGGCUGUCAAAGAUGUUCCCGGUUCAAUAGGAUCGUCCCGCAGCUCGGUGGAAUAUACGGCUUCACGUGUCGCCAGCUAACCCAGCUGGAACCACAUUUAGACACGUGGGUUUACAAUGAGACCCCACGUCGUUCUUCUGCGAUGUAAUACAGCCUUCGCUUCAAUUUUGAAUAA
Molecule: messenger RNA, 2296 nt
Organism: Dermacentor silvarum
Lineage: Eukaryota; Metazoa; Arthropoda; Arachnida; Ixodida; Ixodidae
Exons: 6
Coding region: 1347-2201 (284 amino acids)
Source: RefSeq, a predicted model, not a curated record